Messenger RNA from Mus caroli (Ryukyu mouse), 1530 nucleotides. It is a transcript of the gene Pou3f1, whose product is annotated as POU class 3 homeobox 1. The record is from RefSeq and is a predicted model, not a curated record. Gene Ontology annotation, biological process: regulation of transcription by RNA polymerase II; brain development. Gene Ontology annotation, molecular function: DNA-binding transcription factor activity, RNA polymerase II-specific; RNA polymerase II cis-regulatory region sequence-specific DNA binding. Gene Ontology annotation, cellular component: nucleus. Lineage: Eukaryota; Metazoa; Chordata; Mammalia; Rodentia; Muridae.
CCGCAGACGGAGCGAGGCGGCGGCGGCGGCGGGGCGGCGCAGGGCGCGGGGCGGCAUGGCCACCACCGCGCAGUAUCUGCCGCGGGGCCCCGGCGGCGGAGCUGGGGGCACGGGGCCGCUCAUGCAUCCCGAUGCCGCCGCGGCGGCGGCAGCGGCGGCGGCGGCCGAGCGGCUGCACGCGGGGGCCGCGUACCGCGAAGUGCAGAAGCUGAUGCACCACGAGUGGCUGGGCGCGGGCGCGGGCCACCCCGUGGGCCUAGCGCACCCUCAAUGGCUACCCACGGGAGGAGGCGGCGGCGGCGACUGGGCAGGCGGCCCGCACCUGGAACACGGCAAGGCAGGCGGUGGCGGUACCGGCCGAGCUGACGACGGCGGCGGUGGCGGCGGUUUCCACGCCCGCCUGGUGCACCAAGGGGCGGCCCACGCGGGCGCGGCAUGGGCACAAGGCGGCACAGCGCACCACUUGGGCCCCGCCAUGUCGCCGUCGCCCGGGGCCGGCGGGGGUCACCAGCCCCAGCCGCUCGGGCUGUACGCUCAGGCGGCCUACCCCGGUGGCGGCGGCGGCGGCCUGGCCGGGAUGCUGGCGGCGGGAGGCGGCGGCGCGGGACCCGGCCUGCACCACGCACUGCACGAGGACGGCCACGAGGCACAGCUGGAGCCGUCGCCACCACCGCACCUGGGCGCACACGGACACGCACACGGACAUGCACACGCGGGCGGCCUGCACGCGGCGGCGGCGCACCUGCACCCGGGCGCGGGCGGUGGUGGCUCGUCGGUGGGCGAGCACUCGGACGAGGAUGCGCCCAGCUCCGACGACCUGGAGCAGUUCGCCAAGCAGUUCAAGCAACGACGCAUCAAGCUGGGCUUCACCCAGGCCGACGUGGGACUGGCGCUGGGCACCCUCUACGGUAACGUGUUCUCGCAGACCACCAUCUGCCGUUUCGAGGCCCUGCAGCUGAGCUUCAAGAACAUGUGCAAGCUCAAGCCGCUGCUCAACAAGUGGCUGGAGGAGACCGACUCGUCCAGUGGCAGCCCCACCAACCUGGACAAGAUCGCGGCGCAGGGCCGCAAGCGCAAGAAGCGCACGUCCAUCGAGGUGGGUGUCAAAGGCGCGCUCGAGAGCCACUUUCUCAAGUGUCCUAAGCCGUCUGCGCACGAGAUCACCGGCCUGGCCGACAGCCUGCAACUGGAGAAGGAGGUGGUGCGUGUCUGGUUCUGCAACCGGCGGCAGAAGGAGAAGCGCAUGACCCCCGCGGCCGGCGCGGGCCACCCGCCCAUGGACGACGUUUAUGCGCCUGGGGAGCUGGGGCCUGGCGGGGGCAGCGCGUCGCCACCUUCUGCGCCCCCGCCACCCCCGCCGGCCGCGCUGCACCACCACCACCACCACACACUGCCCGGCUCUGUGCAGUGACCCUGCGGACUGGGUUCCCCGCCGGCGCAGCGGUGCCUCUGGCGCGCAGUCAGCGCGCGCGGCCUGGACUCUUUUUGUUGUUUAUUCGGUUUUGCUUUGGAUUUUACAAAAAGGAAAAA